AUGGAUGAAGAGAGCCUGGAAGCAGCCAUUCAGACCUACAAUGCCCAGCUGCAGCAAGUGGAGCUGGCUUUAGGGGCAGGCCUGGACCCAUCGCAGCAGUCGGACUUGAUUCAGUUGCAGGAAGAUUUAAAGCAGCUGAUAGAACUGACUGAAUCCAGCCUGGUGGCUGUUAAAAAGAGCAAACUUCUGGCUACUUUAGACACAGGCGCCUCCUCCUCCACGUCCCCAGUAGGUCUGGAGCGGGAUGUCAACCGAGACGGUGCUGCCCAAGACGAGGAGUAUGCGGCUUUUAAGGAAGCUAUCGCUGAGCUUGGAACUGAUGAGAGACCUUCAGUGAAUAACGAUGAGAUAUCAUCAAAGGGAGAUGAAGAAACUGCUGACAAAAAUGAACCAAAGUAUAGUGAAGAGGAGGAGUCUGACAGAGAAGAGGAGGAGGAAUUGAGUGGGAUGAAGGUUAAAGCCCCCUACUACAGUUCUUGGGGGACCCUGGAGUACCAUAAUGCCAUGAUUGUGGGGACAGAGGACUUGGAGGACGGCAGUGCAGGCGUCAGAGUGCUGUAUCUCUAUCCAACUCACAAGUCUCUGAAGCCGUGCCCAUUCUUCUUGGAUGACAAGUGCAGAUUCAAAGAGAACUGUCGGUUCUCGCACGGUCAGGUGGUCUCCGUGGAAGAGCUUCAGCCGUUUCAGGAGCCCGAUCUGAGCGCGCUGGCGGUGGGCUCGGCCUGCCUGGCGAAACACAGCGACGGAAUAUGGUACACUGCAAAAAUCACCGACAUCGACAGUGGUUACUACACUGUGAAAUUUGAUUCCCUGCUGCUCAAGGAAGCUGUUGUGGAGGGAGAUAGUGUCAUUCCCCCGCUGCGACGCGAAGACGGUGCCGAAUCUGCCGCGUCCGAUGAAGACAGUGUGGAUGACUCCGGUUACGCCAAAGUGAUAGAUUCGGGAGUUCCAGAGAACGGGGAAUGGACUCCUGCGUGCAGUUCCUCUUUCGGUGGCUGGGAAGCCCAUACUCGUGGUAUCGGCUCCAAACUGCUCGUUCGGAUGGGAUACGAGUUCGGAAAAGGGUUAGGGAAGAAUUCUGAGGGCCGAGUGGAGCCAGUGCAGGCUGUGGUACUUCCUCGGGGGAAGUCCCUCGACCAGUGUGCUGAGGUGCUUCAGAAGAAGAAACAGGGGAAGUUGGACCCAGGCAAAUCGAGGAAGUGCCGAGCAAAGGGAAACGGCUCGGGGCAGUCCCGCGCGGGCAGCCGUAAGCCUCACCACAACGUGUUUGACUUUUUGAAUGAGAAACUGCGAGGGAAGAGCACUGGGGAGAAGGCUGGAGGGGUGGCACUGCCGCAGAGGAACAGCAAAGAGAUCUACCAUGCUAGCAAGAGCACCAAGAAGGCCUUGAGUGUCCGCCUCUUCCAGACGAUGGAGAAGAUUGAACAAACGCAGAAGGAUAUCAUAGGAAUCCAGCAGGCCCUGGAACGCAACAUUGGGCGGCACAGCGUUGCUACAGCUCAGCUGGAGGAGAAGCUGGCUAACGCACACAAACAGCUGGGGCAGCUGAAAGCCCAGGAAGCCAGUCUGCAGCGGGAGCAGAAGAAAGCAGAAACACAUAAGAAGAUGACUGAGUUCUAGUCUCUGAGGAAGGCGUUUGACUGCAGUGACUGUCCUGCUAGCCAGCCCCGGUGCUCGUGGCCUCGGAGCCUGGGAGAGCCAUCCUGUUCCUGCAGGCCUCAGGCUGCCCAGCCUGCGAACUGGGCUGAAAAGCAGCAGUUUCUGAAACCAGA
Opisthocomus hoazin is the source of this 1772-nucleotide messenger RNA. RefSeq names its product zinc finger CCCH-type and G-patch domain containing (gene ZGPAT). Gene Ontology annotation, molecular function: metal ion binding; DNA-binding transcription repressor activity, RNA polymerase II-specific; RNA polymerase II cis-regulatory region sequence-specific DNA binding. NCBI's taxonomy places the organism in Eukaryota, Metazoa, Chordata, Aves, Opisthocomiformes, Opisthocomidae. The record is from RefSeq and is a predicted model, not a curated record. Gene Ontology annotation, biological process: negative regulation of transcription by RNA polymerase II. Gene Ontology annotation, cellular component: nucleus.